AUGACUACCUUCUUUGACGGAAAGAAAUCUUUCGCUGACGUUCCAAUCGUCGACACCAAAAUCGACACUGCUGCCUUCCUCGAGGCCUCCGAGGCUCUCGUCAAGCUUUUUGACUUGUUGGGUUCCACUGCUUUCGCUGUUGUCCAGAAGGAUAUGACUGGCAACAUCGAGAAGGUCCGUGCCAAGCUCUUGGCUGACCCUGCUCAAGCUUCCACCUUGCAAGACUUGAUCUUGUCUGAGGCAGGCACCAAGUCAAAGAAGGCUACUCAAGGUCUUUUGUGGUUGGUCAGAGGAUUGCAAUUCACUGCACAGGCCAUGAGAAACACUGUGAACGACCCAAGCAAAGAAUUGCAGGCCACUUUUACUGAUGCCUACAACAAGACUUUGUCCAAGUACCAUGGAAUGUUGGUCAAGCCUAUCUUCAAGGUGGCUAUGAUGGCUUGUCCAUACAGAAAGGAUUUCUUCCAGAAAUUGGGUGAUGACCAGACCAAAGUCAACGAGGAGUUGGAGAAGUGGUUGAAAGCUUUGGAGGAGAUUGUAACUAUCAUCAUGGACUUCUUCGCUAAGGGUGACUAUGGUAAGGGCUUGUAA
This is a messenger RNA of Australozyma saopauloensis, 591 nucleotides long. RefSeq names its product Het1p (gene HET1). The coding region runs from base 1 to 591 and encodes 196 amino acids. The transcript has a single exon. The record is from RefSeq and is a predicted model, not a curated record. NCBI's taxonomy places the organism in Eukaryota, Fungi, Ascomycota, Pichiomycetes, Serinales, Metschnikowiaceae. Gene Ontology annotation, cellular component: cytoplasm. Gene Ontology annotation, biological process: intermembrane lipid transfer. Gene Ontology annotation, molecular function: lipid transfer activity.